Molecule: messenger RNA, 2665 nt
Organism: Entelurus aequoreus (snake pipefish)
Lineage: Eukaryota; Metazoa; Chordata; Actinopteri; Syngnathiformes; Syngnathidae
Product: zinc finger protein GLIS3-like
Exons: 9
Coding region: 655-2595 (646 amino acids)
Biological process (GO): regulation of transcription by RNA polymerase II
Cellular component (GO): nucleus
Molecular function (GO): RNA polymerase II cis-regulatory region sequence-specific DNA binding; DNA-binding transcription factor activity, RNA polymerase II-specific
Source: RefSeq, a predicted model, not a curated record
GCGAUGGAAGAAAUAGAAGAUCAUAGAAAAGAAACGGAGUAGGCGUCAGAAAACAAGCUGUUUUAUGUGAAGGGAAUGGCAUCACCUGCACAGCAAUGCGGGUCAAAUGGAAUAAAAGCCCUGCAAAGUCUACAGUUGUUGCUGACGCACCUUUCAGGAACUUGCAGAUGCUGCUCUUCUCCUUGCCCAUGGUGACCACAGAGCGAUGGAAGGAGUAGAAGAUCAUGAAACCGAAAUGGAGUAGGCAUCAGAAAACAAGCUGUUUCAUGUGAAGGGAAUGGCCUCACCAGCACAGCAAUGUGGGUCAAAGAGAUGGACGUAUUUGAGUGACGGACCGGAGACCAUAUUGAGUGUUGACAGCUACUGAUGUUUGUGUAGUGCGUGCGAUAUAAAUAAAAAGACUGGAAGAUGCACCGCCGCCAUUGGUGCGCCUGAAUGCUGGAUAUCUGGUGUCAAUCACAACCAGGAGAGAAAGAAAGAAAAGGAGAAGGAGGAAGGUGAUGCUGAUCCUCAGAAAGGAUGCUAUCGAUCAGCCUCACAGACGUCUUGCAAUUAGAUGUCCUUGCACAUGCGCAUUCCCACCUUUAUUUCUUCGUAAGGGUCUGAUAAUGAGGUAAUGCAAGAAGCAUUUAAUCGGAUGAAGCCGACGUUUCGAUGCAGAACUCCGCGCCGCUGUCCGGGAUGGUGAGCCACUUUCAGACGCCCGCCUUCAGCGACUUCGGAGCCGGCCAGACGCGCUCGGCGUACGGCGGCAGGGCCGAGACAUGCGCGCGGCGAGCCGGAGCCGCGAGCUACGGAGCGGCUCAGAUUUACCGGAGCCCACACCAGCACCACCACCACGAUGACAGCAGCCCCAAACGUAAAGUACACGUAGCCGCCAAAGCUCCACGCUCCUGCUUCACGUUCCCACCACUGCAAGGUAACGGUGCCUACUGCCUUGAAAAGAAUGGAGACCACACUGAGCUGGGGGACGCUCAGAGCACCAUGAUGCCAUGUGGGCAGAGUUUGCCUCUGCCCUUGGGGGGUCACCCCGGGGGACUUUAUCCCCAGAGCCUCCACUGCGACAGCCCAGCGCCUGAUCUUCUUCUGCAGGACAGCCCGCACCAGGAUGCCAGAUCAUCCACUUUUCAGAGGACCCUCUCCGGGGCCUCGCUGGGUGGUGCCAACCGGGCUCCAAGUGCUCUACCGUAUGCCAUUAAAGAAGAGGACGUUAUGGGUUACACCAUUUCCGGCAUCGGCGCUUCCCAGGUGGGGUUUCAGAACUCCAGGCCGGGCAUACUUUUGGGGGCGUCGAGGGACGAGAUGGUGGCUCUUGUUGGCAACGGCGGCGACAACAUGAGCGUGGAACCGUUUAAUAAUGAAGAUGGCUCCUCCCCGUUGGCUUUGUCCCCGGCCGGCUCGCGUCAGUCAGCGCGGCUGCUGAGCACGAGCAGUCUGAAAAGACGUCGCCUUUCGCUGGUCUCGCAGUCCCCCGCUGAAACCGGCGGCGUUGCGCUCGCAGAUUCUCCGUCAGCGACCAGAACUGCCUCCGAGGAGAUCAACAUCACCGCCAUCAUCUGCUCGUCCUCACAAAUGUCCAUGGUCACGUGCGUCAACGGGUUCCGUGCUAACCUAUCGCCAAGCCACACCGGCGGCUGCGGCUUCACCUCUUCAUCCUCCUCUUCCUCGUCUAGAUCCCCACCUUCUGUACCCUGCCAUCGAGAAGCCCCUUACAGCCACCCACCACACGGCAGCCCCCAGCGAGCCUCAUUGCAGGGGAGCUGUCAGCUAUCCUCACCCGCCGCUUGCCUGCUGUCCCUUUCCUCCUCUUCCCCAUCGUCCUCCUCAUCGAUUUCAUCAGUGGAGCCAGGCAGAGGGCCGUGCGAGGAGCAGGGCUCCAUGCAGCAGGGCCCUGGGGCUGGAGAACCCUCCCUGGGGAAUACAGGUGGCUCAGACAGGUUGGGGUUACUCAUGAGUGGGGUGCUGAUGUCAGGGACACUGCAGACGGGGGCAGAAACUGGGGUUUUACUGGACAGGAGCCAGAGAUCGGGGGCCGCCCUCAAGCAAGAGCCCUUAGAUGACUUUUCUCCCAGUGAAGACGAAAUCUUGCAGCACCGCUAUCAUCAUCAUCACUUAAGCGGGCGCAACGGGCAUCUUCGCCACUUCCAUCAGCAUCCCCGCACGACCAUGCCCCCGCCCUACCACCUGCACCAAUAUGCGGGAGCCGUUUCCGGCCACAACCAUCAUUCGGCGCCUGGCUCCUCCCUGGCACUCAAGCCUUCGCCCGUGGGCCCGUCCGAGAACGAAGAGGUCGGCGGUACGCAGUCCGAUAAGCAGUCUUGUCGCUGGAUCGACUGCAGUGCUGCCUACGAACAGCAGGAAGAGCUGGUGAGGCACAUUGAAAAAGUCCACAUCGACCAGCGCAAAGGGGAGGACUUCACCUGUUUCUGGGCCGGCUGCAUUCGGCGCUACAAGCCCUUCAACGCCCGCUACAAGCUGUUGAUCCACAUGAGGGUUCACUCUGGAGAGAAGCCUAACAAGUGCAUGGCCGCCCCGGGCUGUUGUGUGGCAUAUUUAGCUGCCGAGGGACACGCUGGCAAGAAGGAAACAACUUAAUCUCUCUGCAAUAUCCUGUUGUGUUUCAUGCCUAAUUCGCUUGUUUUUUAAGUUUAUUGCAUUUUUUCCC